AUUUCUAAUUUCUUAACCCCAUAUUUUUCUCUUCAUUAAAUUAGAAACAGAUAUCAAUUAACGUAGGAGCAUAUCACAUCUAUCUCACGUUAUUUUAUUUAUUUACGAAGAUAUCCACUUGAUAUUUUUUAUUAUAAAUGUAUUAAAUCUUAUCUCCAACUUAGUAUAGACUAUUUUUUUGAAACACCUUGGUUGGUACAUUUCAUUCACCAUCCAAUCCUAUCAAUUUUUGCCAAUGGAACAACUCAAACCAAGUGCAGCUAACAAUUCCCCUCUAACACCACUCGGCUUCUUAGAAAGAGCAGCUACAAUUUACAGUGAUACCCCUUCCAUCAUCUACAACGACACCGUUUUCACCUGGUCUCAAACCCACAACCGAUGUCUCCAACUUGCCUCCUCAAUCACCUCCCUCGGAAUCCGCCGCGGAAACGUCGUCUCCGCCAUCGCUCCCAACAUCCCCGCCAUGUACGAACUCCAAUUCGCCGUCCCUUUCACCGGCGCAAUUCUCAACAACAUCAACACGCGCCUCGACGCGCGUACCAUCUCAACCAUACUCCGUCACUCCGAGUCUAAACUAGUUUUCGUGGACUGCGCCGCACGUGAUCUCGUCCUCGAAGCCUUGUUAUUAUUCCCUUCAAAUUUACAACGCCCUCUCCUUAUCCUUAUCAAAGAUGAAACAUUCGAAGAAGUAACAUCAUCCACCGUUGAUUCCAAUUUCAUCUCAACUUAUGAAGAUCUAACGGUGAAGGGUGAUCCAUUAUUUAAGUGGGUUCCACCAAAAACUGAAUGGGACCCAAUGUUACUUAAUUAUACUUCGGGAACGACGUCGUCUCCAAAAGGUGUAGUUCAUUCCCACAGAGGAACUUUCAUAGUAACCGUUGAUUCUUUAAUCGAUUGGGCGGUUCCUAAACAACCGAUUCUUCUCUGGACGCUUCCUAUAUUCCACGCUAACGGGUGGAGCUUCCCGUGGGGAAUCGCAGCCGUAGGAGGAACUAACAUCUGCGUAAGAAAAUUCGACGCUGAAACCGUUUUCACUCUCAUAAAAAAGCAUCACGUGACACACAUGUGCGGUGCUCCGGUUGUUCUCAACAUGCUAACAAACUCACCUGAUAACAAACCGUUACAACAUAAAGUUCACAUCCUAACCGCCGGAGCACCGCCACCCGCCGCCGUUCUUUACCGUACGGAGUCGUUAGGUUUUGAGGUGAGUCACGGCUACGGUUUAACGGAAACCGGCGGGUUAGUGGUUUCCUGCUCGUGGAAAAACAAAUGGAACCGUCUCCCGGCGACGGAGAGAGCGCGAUUGAAGUCACGCCAGGGAGUGAGAACAAUCGGAAUGACUAAUGUUGACGUGGUGGAUCCCAACGGAGAUAGCGUAAAACGCGACGGAGCAACGCUCGGCGAAGUUGUUAUGAGAGGCGGUUGCGUUAUGUUAGGGUAUUUGAAGGAUCCUGAAGGAACAGCGAGUUGUUUAAGGAACGGUUGGUUUUACACCGGCGACGUUGGUGUGAUGCAUGAAGACGGUUAUUUAGAGAUUAAAGAUAGAUCUAAAGAUGUGAUAAUUAGUGGCGGAGAGAAUCUGAGUAGUGUGGAGGUUGAAUCGGUGUUGUACGGACAUCCGGCUGUGAAUGAGGCAGCGGUGGUGGCGAGAGCCGAUGAGUUUUGGGGAGAAACGCCGUGUGCGUUUGUGAGUUUGAAAAACGGAUUGAAGGAAAAGGAAAUACCGAAGGAGAAAGAGAUAGUUGAGUAUUGUAGGAAGAAUUUGCCGCAUUAUAUGGUUCCGAAAACGGUGGUUUUGAUAGAUGAACUUCCGAAGACGUCUACUGGGAAGAUACAGAAAUUUGUCCUUAGAGAUAUGGCUAAGAAAAUGGGACCACUCAAGAAAAGUCGACUUUGAACAGAGGAGAAGUUGAUGACACACUGUCAAUAGCGUACAAAAUUAAUAAAAUGAUGAAUUAAUAAAUUAUUCCGUCAAACUAAAUAAAUGUGUAACAUAUGUUGUGGAAUUCUGUACGAUUCUUCAUGUUAUUAUUCCUAUGGAUAGAUUCUUCUUGCCGUUUUGUUCCUUUUAUUGUAAUUGGAUCUGAGAGAGGGUUUGCCAAAGAUAAUGGUUAAUAUUAUUACUUUAUUAACAAUAGUUAUUGUUAUGUUAA
Molecule: messenger RNA, 2153 nt
Organism: Cicer arietinum (chickpea)
Lineage: Eukaryota; Viridiplantae; Streptophyta; Magnoliopsida; Fabales; Fabaceae
Product: 2-methylpropanoate--CoA ligase CCL4-like
Source: RefSeq, a predicted model, not a curated record